Dictyostelium purpureum is the source of this 1521-nucleotide messenger RNA. RefSeq lists its product as uncharacterized. The record is from RefSeq and is a predicted model, not a curated record. The transcript is spliced from 2 exons. Bases 1 to 1521 code for a protein of 506 amino acids. Lineage: Eukaryota; Evosea; Eumycetozoa; Dictyosteliales; Dictyosteliaceae. Gene Ontology annotation, biological process: regulation of transcription by RNA polymerase II. Gene Ontology annotation, cellular component: mediator complex. Gene Ontology annotation, molecular function: transcription coactivator activity.
AUGCAACAACAGCAACAACAACAACAACAACAACAACAACAAUUAUUAACUCCACAACAGCAGCAACUAUUACAACAAAGACAACAACAUCUACAACAACAACAAUUAUUACAACAACAACAACUACAACAACAACAAUUAUUGCAACAACAGCAAUUGGCGCAACAACAACAACAACAACAACAACAGAAUCAACAAUCCCAACAACAAAAUUUACAAAAUCAAAACCCACAGGCUCAACAACAAGCACAACAACAUGCUCAACAAACUCAGCAACAACAACAGCAGCAGCAACAGCAACAACAACAGUUAAUGCAACAGCAAUUAAUGCAACAGCAGAUAAUUUUACAACAGUUACAAAUUCAUCCAACCAAUACACUCACAUCUGUUCAACAACAAUAUUUGUUAGAGCAAUACGAUAAUUUAUUAAAACAUGUUAGUAUGGUUAGAUCUAAUGUUUCAGACUUUUUUAAUUCUUUUAUAGAAGAGGCAAAAUCACAAAAAACCACCAUCAGCAAAGACGAGAUGAAAAAGAAAUUAAGGAAAUCUAUGGAAUAUUUAUUCACAUCAAUUGGAUCUAUAGAUAAGGUAUCACAUAAAAUAUCAACAUAUUCAUUUCAAAUUUCAUCAUCAAAUUUCACAUCACAAGAGGCAUUAUGGGCAUACUCAACAGGUGUUUAUGAUUCAAAGAAUAUAUUGGCUCAGUUAGAAUUGCGUACCGAAAAUUACUGGAGAUCAACAACUUCUUAUAAAUCAGAUAUGGCAUUGUCAAAGCUUGAAGAUAAGCUAAAGUCUUCAUUCCCAAUUAUUUUCCAAGAGGAAGAAGAGUCAUCCUCAUUAUCGAAAAAGAGAAAACAAAUUUCAACUACACUAACCAAUACAUCACCAGUUACAUCAACUACUACACCCUCACCAUUAUUUAAAUUGCCAUCAACACCAUUGAUAACAACACCGCCUUUAUCAUACGAUUAUUUUACAAAUAUUGAAAAGGUUAUUCAUUCACAAAGACAAGAGUCUGCUUUAGAGUUUUUCGAAAUCCAAAAGCAAUCAUUAGGUGCACCAAAGGGUUUAUUUGUCGAGUGUCCCGAUGUAUUCAAAUGCUUAAUUUGUUUUGGAAUACCAAAUGAUAAAAAAGAAUGCUUUACAAUUGACAGAAUUUCAUUUUUUGGUAUAAAAGAAAAUUUUGAUUCUUUAUGGGCAUCAUCAAAAUAUAAUAUUUUUAAAAAAAUUUCAGAAAAUUCAUUCGAGGCUAUCAGUUAUUAUUCAGCAAAUCCAAAUGGUUCAAUUUUAAAGAGUGUUUUAUCGUGGAUAUGGUCUUUUAGAGGUUUGUUUUUAGAAGAGUGCAAGGGUUGUAAUGAUAUUUUACAUUUAGACUCAACUCAAUAUAUGUAUUUGCCACCUUCAUUUAGAACUUUUGAUAACUUUACACCCUACCAUCCAUCAUGUUACCAAAAUAGUUUAAACUGCAAAGAUAAACAAAAUAGUAAAGAAAUGAAUAUAAAUUCAAAUAGUGUUUUAUAA